AUGAGAGCAGCAUGGGCAGCAUUCGCAGCCGUCAGGGAAGCUACGGACCAACUGACAGACCAAGAUCUUCGUGCCCAUCUGUUCGACUCGACAGUCCUUCCAUCGCUCUGUUACGCAGCGGAGACGUGGGCAGACACCGCGGCCACGUCUAGGAAGUUACUUACUACCCACAGAGCCCUUGAGAGAUGUCUCCUGAAGUUUAACCGGCGCACACAACACCUUGCCGGUCUUCGUAGCUCCGACUUAAGAGGAAUGUCCCGUCUUCGCGACCCAGCAGAAUAUGUAUCGAAAGAAAAACAUAGAUGGGCCGGUCACAUCAUGAGAAGAAUCAACGAUAGAUGGACUAAAAGAACGCUAGAGUGGAUCCCAAGGGACGCUAAACGCCCCCGAGGGAGACCGCCAACGAGAUAG
This is a messenger RNA of Necator americanus (New World hookworm), 411 nucleotides long. RefSeq lists its product as uncharacterized. NCBI's taxonomy places the organism in Eukaryota, Metazoa, Nematoda, Chromadorea, Rhabditida, Ancylostomatidae. The record is from RefSeq and is a predicted model, not a curated record. The coding region runs from base 1 to 411 and encodes 136 amino acids. The transcript has a single exon.